Panicum virgatum (switchgrass) is the source of this 1896-nucleotide messenger RNA. RefSeq lists its product as uncharacterized. Bases 159 to 1079 code for a protein of 306 amino acids. Lineage: Eukaryota; Viridiplantae; Streptophyta; Magnoliopsida; Poales; Poaceae. The record is from RefSeq and is a predicted model, not a curated record. The transcript is spliced from 2 exons.
CUUGCCCCCCUUUCUUUUUCUUUAGCUGCUGAUUGAUAUACUAGGAGUCGCUAUGCUGCGUAUUCAGCAUCUUGAUGUAUGCAGCCACUUCGAUUCUUCUGAGUGAGCUAGAAUUUUCAUAUUCCUGAAAGUCAAGCAGCCUUGCGCAGUCUGCAACAAUGGCAGGCCAAUCCUCUGCGGAUCGAACUGCCGGGCUUAAACUGACUGACGCGCUCGCUGCACGCAUUCAGGACAUCGAUGACGCGAAGCUGGAGGAGGUCCUGUGGGGGGCAGCCAUGGCGAACGACACGGUGAUCCUGACGACGCUGAACGCCGCGUGGUCGGAGCCCGGCUCGGUGCUGGACGUCUUCCUGGAGAGCUUCCGGGCCGGCGAGAGCACCAGGGAGCUGCUGGACCACCUCGUCAUCGUGUCCCUGGACUCGGCGGCGCACGAGCGCUGCGGCCAAGUGCACCGGCACUGCUUCGUGCUCGUCGCCGGCGGCGUCAACUUCUCCGGGCAGAAGAACUUCAUGACCGACGGCUACCUCAAGAUGAUGUGGAGCAGGAUCAACUUCCUCGGGCAAGUCCUUGAGAAAGGCUUCAGCUUCAUCUUCACGGACACGGACAUCGUGUGGUUCAGGAACCCGCUGCCGCACUUCUACCUGGACGGGGACUUCCUGAUCGCCUGCUACCACUUCACCGGGGACCCUGACGAUCUGAGCAACGCGCCCAACGGCGGGUUCGCGUACGUGCGUUCCAACUCGGAGACGAUAGAGUUCUACAGGUUCUGGUACGCGGCGAGGGAGAAGCACCCCGGAUUGCACGACCAGGACGUGCUCAACUCCAUCAAAAACGACUCCUUCGUCGCCGAGCUGGGCGUCAAGAUCAAGUUCCUCAGCACUGAGCUCUUCGGUGGCCUGUGCGAGCCGAGCCGGAACAUGAGCAGGGUCUGUACAAUGCACGCCAACUGCUGCAUCGGACUGAGCCGUAAGAUCAGCGACCUCGACGCGAUGCUCCGGGACUGGAGGAGGUUCAUGGCGCUGCCGCAGGACGAUAAGCACUCAGUUUCAUCAUGGACUGUACCACGCAAUUGCAGGUAAAGGCAACCAAGGCAUAUUAAAAUAGGGAAUGCACAUUGUGUGUUUCUGAUCAAGAGGAAGCUGUCUUUCCAGUGUUCAGACUUCAGAAACUGGGGCGAUAGAGCAAAGAGGAAGCUAUCUUUCUGCUUGACAAGUGAUUAAUUCAGACUCCGGAAAGAUGGGUAAUGUAAACAAAAAUAUGGGAAGUUUAUAAGUUCAUUUUUGUUGAUUGUAUUGUAGGUACUGACGUUAACCACAGUGAAUUAUUCGCACAUUUUUUACUCCAUGUAAGCAACUGAAUGGAGCUGCUAAUCGAUGUCUUUGCACAUGCUUGUAUUACAAUUUUUAACUGAAAUAAACGAAUCUUAAUCUGCAAAGUUUGAGAAUGCAGCUGCACAAUCUAUUAAAGUAAAGAUGCUGUUCUGGGGAAAAUAUAUUAAGGUGCUUGCUCAUUGUUGCCCCAAAUCCGGUGCAGUGGAGUCGUGGUUUAUCUUCUAAAACAUCUGUAUUCCUGGAGCUCUCCAUGUCAUCUCACCUGCUAACAGAAAUCGAGAUUCAGAAUUUCAGAUGUGUAUGUGAAUCUUACAAUGCAGUUACUGGAGCAUCAGACUGGGCCGCAGAGCUAUAAACAUUGGCUCACGAUCCUCUUCUGAAGCUCUGAAACUUGCAAACAUAGCGUAACAGCAGGAAUGGAAGAGGCAGGCACAGGAGAGCAACCGAGGGUAGCGCAGGUCGGCUUCCAACCAAACCUCCUGCUCCUCUGCAUGCCCCUUCCACUGCUGCUGCUACAGCCAGAAAACUAGCCCUGAUUUCUACUCUUACUCCUACGUAUAAAAAA